UUCACUGACUGGCAAAUGAGGACGUUGGGGCUGGAGGUGAGGUUGGGCUAACUCAGGGUAGAGAAGGGUUCAGGGGGAACCUAACAGAAGAACUGCCAAGGAGAAAGACAGGAGUGGCCUCCGCCAUGGCGGGAACAAAUGCACUUAUGACACUGGAGAACUUCAUUAAUGGGAAGUUUGUACCUUGUAACUCAUAUAUUGAUUCUUAUGAUCCGUCUACGGGAGAAGUGUACUGCCGAGUGCCAAACAGUGGAAAAGAAGAGAUUGAAGCGGCGGUGGAGGCUGCCCGGGCAGCCUUUCCUGGCUGGUCUGCCCGGAGCCCCCAGGAGCGCUCGAAGGUGCUGUACCGGCUGGCCGACCUGUUGGAGCAGUCCCUGGAGGAGCUGGCCCAGGCGGAAUCCAGAGACCAAGGGAAAACCGUCACACUGGCGAGAAGCAUGGACAUCCCCCGGGCGGUGCAGAACGUCCGGUUCUUCGCGUCGUCGGUCCUGCACCACACGUCGGAGUGCACGCAGGCGGACCCCGCGGGCUGUGUGCACUACACCGUGCGGGCGCCCGUGGGCAUCGGUGGGUGCCGCCCGCACCGCGGAGCCGAGCCCCAGCCCGAGCCCGAGCCCGAGAGCGGACACCUCCCACCUGGGCUGAAAGCUGGUCUGAUCAGCCCCUGGAACUUGCCACUCUACUUGCUGACCUGGAAGGUGGCACCAGCCAUCGCCGCUGGCAAUACCGUGAUAGCCAAGCCCAGCGAGCUGACUUCGGUGACUGCGUGGAUGAUGUGCAAGCUCCUGGAGAAAGCAGGUGUUCCACCAGGUGUGGUAAAUAUUGUGUUUGGAACGGGGCCCAGGGUAGGUGAGGCCCUGGUGGCCCAUCCAGAGGUACCCCUAAUUUCCUUCACGGGGAGUCAGCCCACAGCCGAGCGGAUCAUACAUCUGAGUGCUCCCCACUGCAAGAAGCUCUCCCUGGAGCUGGGGGGCAAGAACCCUGCCAUCAUCUUUGAGGACGCCAACCUGGAGGAGUGUAUUCCGACGACUGUCAAGUCCAGCUUUGCCAACCAGGGUGAAAUCUGCCUCUGUACCAGCAGAAUCUUUGUUCAGAGGAGCAUCUAUGAGGAAUUUUUGGAGAAGUUUGUAGAAGCUACCAGAAGGUGGAAAGUUGGCAUUCCCUCCGAUCCAUUGGCCAGCAUGGGAGCUCUGAUAAGUAAAGCUCAUUUGGAGAAAGUCAGAAGUUACAUCAAGAAAGCCCGUUCGGAAGGGGCCCAAAUUCUGUGUGGUGAGGGGGUAGAUACAUUGAGUCUCCCCGCCAAGAAUCAAGGAGGAUACUUUAUGCUUCCCACAGUGAUAACACACAUUAAGGAUGAAUCUUGCUGCAUGAAGGAAGAGAUAUUUGGUCCAGUGACAUGUGUCGUCCCCUUUGAUAGUGAAGAGGAAGUGAUUCAAAGAGCCAACAGCGUUAAAUAUGGGCUGGCAGCAACAGUGUGGUCAUGCAACGUAGGCCGUGUUCACAGGGUAGCUAAGAAGUUGCAGUCAGGCUUGGUCUGGACCAACUGCUGGCUCAUCAGAGAGCUGAACCUCCCUUUUGGGGGGAUGAAGAGCUCUGGGGUGGGUAGAGAAGGAGGCAAGGACUCUUAUGAAUUUUUCACUGAAGUCAAAACCAUCACCAUUAAACACUGAUCUUGGCCAGUAGAGAAGCUGUUAUGGUCAAUGCUUGGCUGUAGACUCAGUCAUCCAGUGCAGUGAGCAGAUAUACCAGCAUAAAUUCCAGCCACAACUUGGCACAGCAGGUUUUCUCUACCUUCUCCUCAGUAAUUAGUACUUUAAUUUGCUGUCAAAGAGAGGCUAUGUUCACUAUGGAGUCAAAGAAGAGAAGACUUCUGAACAGGGAGGCACAGAAAGGAAGCCAAGUAAUUGUCAGGCUCCUUGUCUGUUGUGUCUUCACUUUUUGUUUUCAUCAUUUUGACUGAAUUCUUGGAAAUUUACAGAUAAUUUUUUUCAUGUUUAAGUAUAUAUACAUAUGCACAUAUACAUAUAUAUGUAAAUGAUGAUAAACAUAACAUGGAAUUUGUCAGAGCAGGCAUAUAUGGUAGCUCCCACUAAAUAUAUCUAAACAAGAACAAAGAAAAAUAAAAUAAUGUCUACUUUUGGAGGGAAAUUGAAGCAAGAAGAGGAAAUAGUUUGAUCCAUUUCUACUAUGGGGUCUAAUCAAUGCCAAUUCUUCGUGUCUGUAUCUCAUGAGACAACCUAUAAAUCCUAAAAGAAUAAAUGUUAAGUUUAGGGGCUGAAUAUAGCAUA
Molecule: messenger RNA, 2288 nt
Organism: Canis lupus familiaris (dog)
Lineage: Eukaryota; Metazoa; Chordata; Mammalia; Carnivora; Canidae
Gene: ALDH8A1
Product: aldehyde dehydrogenase 8 family member A1
Exons: 7
Coding region: 126-1670 (514 amino acids)
Biological process (GO): retinoic acid metabolic process
Molecular function (GO): retinal dehydrogenase (NAD+) activity
Source: RefSeq, a predicted model, not a curated record